AUGGAUGUCAUGUUUGCUCAACGAUCGUCGUCCUCCUUGAAUCCGAACGCCCCGCUGUUCGUCCCGAUGGCUUACCAGGCGGUGGAGGAUUUCUCCGAUCAGUGGUGGUCGCUCAUCCAAUCCUCCACCUGGUUCCGCGACUACUGGCUCCAGGAGCGCUACCAGGAUCCCCAAUCCGACUUCUUCCUCCCCGACGACCUCGAUUUCUUCGACGACGGAGCCGAUUUCCUCAGCGGCAAAGAUGUGGAGGAGAAGGAAGAGGAAGCGGCCCGGAUGAAGUGGGACAUGGUGUCGGUGGGAUCGACGAAAUGGAGGAAGAACGAUCUGGCUCGGUCGCCGAGGUAUGCAGAGAAGGCGGCGAAGAUUGUGAAUGUGAAGGUGAGUCCGAGGACGAUUCAGCAGCCGAGGUAG
Linum trigynum is the source of this 411-nucleotide messenger RNA. Lineage: Eukaryota; Viridiplantae; Streptophyta; Magnoliopsida; Malpighiales; Linaceae. The record is from the annotation of a GenBank genome assembly.